This is a messenger RNA of Bemisia tabaci, 1299 nucleotides long. Its product is annotated as ribokinase. Gene Ontology annotation, molecular function: ribokinase activity. Gene Ontology annotation, biological process: D-ribose metabolic process. NCBI's taxonomy places the organism in Eukaryota, Metazoa, Arthropoda, Insecta, Hemiptera, Aleyrodidae. Gene Ontology annotation, cellular component: cytosol. The record is from RefSeq and is a predicted model, not a curated record.
UCAAAGACCUGACUCGUGCUGCUCCAAGAAAACAGCGGCGUUUCUGGGAACUUUCAUUCAUUGAACUUCAUUCACUUCAAAGCUCAAGGUCGUUCCCUAACAAAGUUUUGUUGAUACACCUGUGAUUGUUAGUUGCCACGCUGAUUGCUGUUAUCAAUGAAGAGAUUCGAGCUUUCUCUAAUUCUCGGUUGCCCGGCUUAUGCUUCGAGCCAUUUUAAACCGUAAUUCAAACGCGUCUAGUGUGAUUUUUUUUCCAGUUUGACACAUAGUGACAAUGAAUAAUUUCAAGUAGUUAUCGAGAAACGUAACCUAUACAUACGAUUUUUUGGAACGGAAAAAACAUUCACCAAUCAGUGAAAUAUGAGUGACAUACUUGUGAUUGGAUCUUGCAUGAUAGAUUUAGUAUGUUAUACAUCUCGGUUGCCUAAAAUUGGAGAAACUAUUUAUGGACAUACAUUUCAAAUUGGUCAUGGUGGAAAAGGUGCCAAUCAGUGCAUUGCUGCAAAGAAACUUCAAGCCAAAACUUCGCUAGUAGCUAAGUUGGGAGAUGACGAGUUUGGUCGUCAAUAUUUAGCCUCUUUAGACGCUCACGGUGUAAGCACAACACAUGUUAAAUUAGUAAACGGUUACUCAAGCGGAAUAGCACAGAUCACGGUGUCGGAUAAGGGUGAAAAUCAAAUCGUCAUCGUCCCUGGAGCUAAUACGACACUUUCAGCAACCGAUAUAGAUGAUGCCUUGGAACUGAUAAAGAAAGCUAAGGUUGUAGCCUUCCAGUUUGAGAAUCCAAUCGAUGCAGUUCGGUAUGGCUUGCAAUUAGUCAAGAAACAUAAAGGUUUUACCGUCUUAAAUGCAGCACCAGCUUUAAAGGAGGUUGACUCCGAAAUCCUGCAGUUCGUAGAUUUGCUAUGUGUCAACGAGCCUGAGGCUGAAGUUUUAGCAGACAUGCCUGUCAUCUCCGUUGAAGACUCCUUCAUAGCUGCUAGUAAAUUACUGGAACUUGGCUGUCAGACGGUCAUUCUAACUCUAGGUGCAAAAGGAGCAGUCCUUGCCUCUAAAUCAAAUCCAAGCCCCGUUCAUGUUGAAACAAUAACGGUAGAAAAUGUUGUGGAUACGACGGGUGCCGGAGAUGCUUUCAUUGGAGCCUUAGUCUACUUUUUAGCGUACCAGCCUUCUCUUUCAAUGGAGGAUAUGGUCUCACGAAGUUGUCGAGUGGCGAGUUACUCGAUUACAAAGCCAGGGACGCAGGCGAGUUUUCCAACGAGAAAUGAUCUCCCAAGCGAAUUGUUUUCCUAGUCCACG